Messenger RNA from Rosa chinensis, 429 nucleotides. RefSeq names its product RING-H2 finger protein ATL70-like. The record is from RefSeq and is a predicted model, not a curated record. The transcript has a single exon. The coding region runs from base 1 to 429 and encodes 142 amino acids. Lineage: Eukaryota; Viridiplantae; Streptophyta; Magnoliopsida; Rosales; Rosaceae.
AUGGUUCUUGACACUGUGGAUAUUCUUCGCUGGAAAAUGGCAAGAAAGAACCUCCGUCGUAGCCGCUAUGAAGCACGAUGCGUGCUGAACGCCUACGCAGACAAGGUUGCCCGUCCCAACGCUCUCAUGCAUCUUCCACAUGAGGAACGAGUAGACUUGAUGCCCAGCUACACAUUCUCCGCCGGAAAAUGGCCGGAAUCGGUCAACACUUACAUCAUAUGCCUCGAAGAGUACAAGAGUCAAGACACGCUUCGCUUCAUGCUCCCAUGCCGACACGACUUUCAUCAACCCUGCAUCGACAAGUGGUUGCGCCAUGCCGUGAGCUGUCCGCUGUGCAGACAGAGUGUCUUUCUGCCGGAGCCACCCCUUCGUCGUCUUUCGGAGGAGGAGCCAGCGACUGGAGCACCGGAUUCGACAGAGCAUACCUGA